Bemisia tabaci is the source of this 3179-nucleotide messenger RNA. NCBI's taxonomy places the organism in Eukaryota, Metazoa, Arthropoda, Insecta, Hemiptera, Aleyrodidae. The record is from RefSeq and is a predicted model, not a curated record.
AUGGAAUGUCAGCAACCAAAACAAGCAGCGACAAACUCUGUGCCAUCCAACUCAACCAUGAAUGAUUCAAGAGACGAAUGUCUGUCUGAUGAUGACAACGUAUUCCGGAAACCCCCGAGUAAACUUCACAAAGUAAUUAAGAAACCAGACAUCAAGAAUGUUCCAGUUAGCCACAAAUUUUCCUCGGAAAAAAGUUCCUGCACACUUGACGAGUCCAACCGUAUUACGAAUGUCAAUAGUAGCUUACUCCAACCAUUCUGUGAUGAAAACAUACCCAAAGAACCUUCACCUAAACUUGGCAAAGGAGAUGAAAAACAAAAGGUCAAGGGCACCGUGGCCAAUUGUAAAUUUUGCAACGCCUCUUUUUCCCGUAAAAGUUCCUGCAAACGCCAUGAACCUAAUUGUCGUUCAAAUCCUGAAAAAAGCCACCCACAAUUUUCUUGCACGUCAUGCGGAAAACAGUUUUUCAGAAAAGAACACUUGAGAGAUCAUUUAAAGUCUGCGUGUAAUUCUGAACCUCAGUCUAAAUCAACGAUUUGUAAGUUUUGUAACUUUAAGUUUACCAAAAAAGUCAAUCGUGUUCAGCAUGAGAAAAGAUGUAAUCUAAAUCCUGAGCAACGCCAGCCAACAUUUCAAUGUGCUCAUUGCGAGUCAGUGUUUCACAAGAAAUUUAACUUAAAACAGCAUGUCAAGAACUGUUCUUCGGAAAAACCUCAAAAAGCUAGAAGCAAAAAUCCAUGUUUGGUGAAAGACUGUAGUGCCUCUUUUGUCCAUAAAACAGAAUUGAUCAACCCUUUCUCCUUGCAUCAUAAAAAUGAGGUAACUAUUAAGCCAGCGGUGUUCAAAACUUUCUCCUCAGUUGAAGAGUUUGAAGAGUGGAAAGAACAGGAAGAGGAAAAUACUUUCUCAUACUUCACUGCAAGAAGAGGCCAAUCAUCUAGCUCUUCUAGGCAUUUCUAUUGCCAACAUGAUGGGUCCGGGAAGUUACAUGGGAAACAACGGAAAACGAGUAAACGCAGAAAUUUACCGAGAAUAAAAGUCGGUCAUUUCUGCAUUGCUAAAAUUAAAAUGACCGUGGCAAAUGACAAAACAGUCAAUGUUGUCUACCACCCAACACACAGCCAUUCUUGUAAGUUGGAGGACCAACUCCAUCAUCCAAUUCCUGCAGCGAUGUCCAAGUUCAUUGACAGGAAAUUAGCAGAAGGGAUACCCCCUAGUGUUGUCUAUGCACUUGUAAAAGAUUAUUUCCAGCCAGUGAAUAAUCCCAGUGCCCUAAAGGGCAGGGUUAGUAAUCUCACCCGAGGCAUAGUUUUAAAGCGAGGCAUGCGAAGGCGCAUGGAACGACGACUGGACAAAGACGAUGCAAAGAGUGUUUUUUUGCUGGCAUCACAACAUGCUGAAAAGGACGAUUCUGUUUUAAUUUAUAAGCCGUUGGGUCACCAAGUAGUUUAUGGACCCGAAGGCAUCUACAACUUGCCAAAUGCAGAGGAUUUGUUCAUGUUUGGCUUUCAGACAAGUAGUCAAUUAGCAUUGAUGAGGAAGCAUUGCUCUAAAAUACUGAUGGUGGAUGAGACCCAUGGCACUAAUCAGUAUAAAUAUACACUCCUCACUGCAAUGGUAAUCGACGAAAAUCACCGUGGCUGGCCAGUCGCCCAUUUAAUAACCAGUAAGUCCGAUGCCGAGACCCUCCAGUUCUUCUUUUACUCCUUACCAGGUUAUCUGAAGUCGCCAGAUAAUGCUGAAAAUCAGCACUUUUCUUCAAGUAAACCCAUAUUAAAUAUUCACAUUUUGUGGCACAACCUGCGAGUUCCUAAAACUCAUGGCUUCAUCAAAAAAUAUAAAAAUAAUAAGGAUGCAGAGCAGUAUCUGGCUUACCUGGACUCAUACUACUGGGGCAGAGCCACAAAAUGGUGCAUGUGCUACCGCAAUUUCCCUCAUGGCAACGUCAAUACAACAGGCCAUCUUGAGUCUUUCCACAACAGACUGAAAACUAAUUUUCUUGGGAGACUAGCCAACAAAAGGCUAGAUGAUCUAAUUAGUUUACUUUAUGAUAUAGCAUGGUACGAUGAGCAAACACGUUGUAACGAGGCCAUGAGGGGAUUUGCGGUACAACCCCAAAAAAUUUUGGAAAGGCAUCGAAAAGGUCUGCUGUUAGAGGAUGAUGUUCUUGAGGAGCAAAUUUCUGAAAAUGGGCUUUGGGAAAUAAAGGCAGGAAGCGGCAACGGUACAUAUUUCAUCUCCAGAAAUAUGGACUCUUGCGAGCAUGACCUUUGUUUCACAAAGUGCACCAAAUCAGAAUGUCACAGUCUAUGUGCUCAUCUCUUUUGCUGUAGCUGCCCAGACCUUCAUCCUCUCUGCAAGCAUGUGCAUAAAUUGCAGUCAGUCCUAUGCAGGAACUUGCCAUCCACCUCUUCCCAGGAAGAUUUUUACAACCUCCCAAAUGCACAGACCGCAAUGGCUGAGGGUGAUGAUCAGGGCAUUAACAUGGAAACCACAGGAGAGUCCUCCUCUUCCGUGGAAAGAAGAAAAAGAGCUACCUGGGAAAAGAUAGAAGGUCAUUUUUCUAUUCUUCAAAACUUCAUGGCUAAUGGCCCAGAAAACAUCUCCGAGCAUCAGCUCCGUCGAGUGGCGGCUACUCUAUCAGACCUGACAUCUUCCCUAAAACCUGAGGAACCAGACAUACCAGUGCCUCAAAUGGAGCCAACAAUGACUUUUGCUCCCAACGAAAAAUUGAAAACUCAGUUAUCCCAGCUUGCCCCCUUCCGAAGACCUCCCAAGAGGCGUCGGACUGAUGAGCGAUCAUCCCUUGCGGUCAAGAAGCAACAGGCAAUUGAAACUCUGUCCGAAUUCGCCGAAAAACCCGACUCACCAGAAGCCAAUACAGCCGACUCAACAGAAUCCGAAGAACUCGACUCAUCAGAAACCGACCAACCUGUUGAAGAAGGGUCAAAAAUAUAAGUUUCUAGUUUUUCAUCUUAAACACCUUCCAAAACUUGGUAGAGGUAUAAAGUCGAAUUUUCAGGUCAUACAUAGGGUGUUCAAACGUAAUGCACGUUUCCGUUUUUUGAGCGAACGGAAACAGCUAUCAAUUUGCGGUUUGCGUGUGCUUAAAGUAGACGUAAUUUCUAAUAAAACAAUGCCAAUAGCAGCUCUCAAACUUAAAAAUUGACUGAGGUCCA